AUGAGGCGCUAUGCCUCAGCACAUGGUCUUCUGGAGAGUGUCUACGAUCCACAGCACAGUCGAGUCUCAUCGAAUCAGUUGAAGGCUCUUCUCACGAGCUCAUCAUCGACUUCACGACAACCGGCCGACCAAGUCGACACUGCGCCGUCGCUCCCUAUGGGCCCGGCUCAAACAUUCAACAGUAUGCCGUCGUCCGGCAUGGGACCGAAUCUGCCGUUAUCGCUUCAGAUUGGGGACUAUAAAGUGUGGGACUACCUAGUUGAGGUGAUGUCAAGAGGCUGGAUCGAUGCCGGUUCGUUUCGCCUUUCACCGGCCUACUCGCUAUAUUUAGCGCUGCGAUUCUUCCAGUCACACUCGAAGCCCUAUCUGGUGCAGUUCUUUACCCGGAUUGCUCAUCAUAUGAAUCAGAUAUCUCAGGACUGCACAUCGAGAGAUGAGUUGUUAUUUUGGUUAGCAAAUGCGAGCGAGUUGUCGUUUCUAGUAGAAAGGGAUCCUGAUCUACGGACACCUCGAGCAGGUCAGCUGGGCACAGUUGUCGAAACAGUGUUCCGACGGUUAUGUACAGUUCUUCUUGGAGCGCUUCGACCGGCCUGCAAGCCGAUGUUGGAUGUGAAUAUUCCAGUAGAAGACGGCAGCAGUGAGUUGAUUACGCUUUGA
Messenger RNA from Cooperia oncophora, 657 nucleotides. The record is from the annotation of a GenBank genome assembly. NCBI's taxonomy places the organism in Eukaryota, Metazoa, Nematoda, Chromadorea, Rhabditida, Trichostrongylidae.